Balaenoptera musculus (blue whale) is the source of this 3322-nucleotide messenger RNA. RefSeq names its product ninjurin 1 (gene NINJ1). The record is from RefSeq and is a predicted model, not a curated record. Gene Ontology annotation, cellular component: membrane. Gene Ontology annotation, biological process: cell adhesion; tissue regeneration. The coding region runs from base 107 to 562 and encodes 151 amino acids. The transcript is spliced from 4 exons. NCBI's taxonomy places the organism in Eukaryota, Metazoa, Chordata, Mammalia, Artiodactyla, Balaenopteridae.
GUGGCGUGCACUGGGCGGGCCGGGGGGGCGGGCGCGCAGCAGGGUCUCAGCGGCUGAGGCGCCGGCCUCCCUGAGGCCCGGAGCAAGGCUGCCCCAGCGCCGCACCAUGGACUCGCGACCCGAGGAGUAUGAGCUCAAUGGCGACGUGCUCCCGGGCUCGCCUGGCUCCCCGGACGCCUCGGACUUGAUUCGUAGGCCACCCCGCUGGGGCAGGAACCGGCCCAUCAACAUGAACCAUUAUGCCAAUAAGAAGAGUGCGGCAGAGAGCAUGCUGGACAUCGCACUGCUGUUGGCCAAUGCCUCCCAGCUGAAGGCUGUCAUCGAGCACGGCCCUGGCUUCGCCUUCUUCAUCCCCCUGGUGGUCCUCAUCUCCGUCUCCCUCAUGCUGCAGAUUGGUGUGGGCGUGCUGCUCAUCUUCCUUGGGUCAUUGAGGUGGAACAAGUGGGGCCUCCUCCCUGAUUUCUUCCAUGAGGCCAACUCAACAGACUGUCUUUCUCAUCUCUCUCUCCUGAUGCUACCUCCUCCUGGAUGGUCUUUUCUCCCCCAGAAUAUGAAUUUCUAACUUCUGAUCCUCCGAGCCUCUGAAAGUCAACCUUGAAAAUGGACUUGUCAGCAGCUCCAACUUGGUGAAGAAGCCAUGGACAGGAAUGCAGAGAGACCUGCCACCACCACACGGCAGGACCCUCCUGGCCACCUGGCUUCAGCAUCUACAACCUCUCGGAUUAAAGAGUUAAUAUUGGCCAUAGUUCAUGGAGUGUGCCCCAUGCUUGGGCAUUCUGUGGGCUCUAGGCAUACAGAUAAUCAUCAUUCUUCCAUCAGCUCUGCUACACAAGCAUGACUACCACCCCCAUUUUCAGAAGAAGAAACUGAAGCACAACGAGUAGACUUAUCUAAGACCUGCCUGAGACCUCAACCAGCUAGGGAGUGAUGUAUCGAGGUCAGGACCCAGGCACAGUAUUGGGGCCAACUCUUGACAUCUAAAAUUUCUGCCUCUCUAAUCAACCUACUAAUUAACUAUGCAAUUAGCUGCAUCAUGUCUGUUCCUGGCCAAGCCAUAGGCUGUCCUGCCCAGCACUGCCAGUGUGUGCACCUGUGCAUAGAGCCAGCACACACUAAGCACUAGGGAAGUUUGGGAAUGAAUGGACGUAGGUCCAAGGCUCAAGGGCGAGGGCUGUCAGUGGAUGGUGGCCAGCAUCUUGCAGUGGCUCCUCCUAUCCUGCAGGCUGCUAGCCAGGUGGUGCCUCCAUUGCCUGCAGCUGCCAGUCACCUGGCACGAUGGCAUAGCCUGGGGGCCAAAGCUCUCGGCUCUGCUGUGCGCUGUGCUUCCUGUGGUCUUUGUGAGCUGUGCACACAAACCACACCCAAGCAGCCAUUCAGAGGCAUGAGAAAGCACAAGAAAGGAAACCACUUUGGUCCCAAGUGCUGAUAAACAGUCCCAGACAGUUUUUACAGGACAAAGGAAGAGGAAUGUUCUGGCAUAAAAUUCACCAGACCUUCACCAGCAACCUCUGCUAAGCCCUACCUCCCCCAUCAUCUUGCCCUCCUGGCAGCACCACAACCAUAGACACCCCCCCCCCCACAACCUGUUAGCCUGGCUUGGCAAUCGAGGCCCUGUGGGAGCUGGCCUCACUUGCCCUCACCGGGCCUCCCAGGCCCCUGAGCCAUCCCUGCACAGCAACCCCCAACUGCAGUGUACUGCCCAGGAUUCCCGCCCUUGGCACAAGAAUACCUGUCCCUGUGGUUUCCGCCUGGCUAACUCAUGCUCACUGCCCUCCCGCCAAGAGACCUUCCUGAGCUCCCCUGCCGCCCCACCCCAAACAAAGUCCAGAUGCUUGGACCUCAACCUCCCCUCCCAAAUUGAAUCUCCCAGAAUCCCCUCCUGUCCCAGUGCCCAACCUGGCCUCAGGCAUGGAGUUGAGAUGGCGCACUCCCCAGCACACCACAAGGCAGGGACUGGUUCUGCAGCAACAGCAAUUGCUGCAGUGACACUCGGCCAGUGCUGGCCCUGAGCAGACGCAUCAGGCCCCACACACUCACUCUGCAACCCUUUGUAGAGGCCCCAGAAACAACACGAGGCAGGUUCCUGUUGGUGCAUGGAGACAGUGAGCCAGGAACUUGAGGCCCGCAGCCUUGCAAGCCUGCCCAUUUGACCCUCCCAGGCCUGUGCUCUCUGGGCCCCAGUUCCCCAUACCAAAAAUGAAGGGCUCUGAGGGAAGGGGUCUCUAGAGGCCCAGGACACAGAGAUGGCAGGGAGAAAGGGGAUUGGUGGGCCUGGGCAGGGUCUAGUCCUGGCUCUGCCACUGACUGCCCCAGCGGUCUGGGGCACCUGCCCAACCUGACACUUUAUUUCCUCAUCCACACAUAGAGAUAUUCCACUUUUCCCCAUAGAGCAGUUCUGAAUGGGAAGCACCUGAUACAAGACCAUGUGCACAGUAGGUACAAUAGACCCUGGAACAAUGCGGCGGUUGGGGGCGCAGAUCCCUGAGCAGUCGAAAAUCCACACAUUACUUUACAGUCAGCCCUCCAUAUCCAUAAUUUUGCAUCCAAGGAUUCAGCCAACCUGGGGUCAUGUAGUACUAUAGUAUGUAUCGAAAAAAAAUCCACAUAUAAAUGGACCCUCACAUUUGAAACCUCAGCUCAAAGGGUCAACUGUACUCAGAAACAGCAGCCACAGAUAAAAGAAUUCAGAGAGAUGACAGGGGAAUGCACAGCAGCUGGGGUCUCUUCUGGCUAAGGCUGGGACACUGGUGUCCUGGAAAUCACCAGGUUCCUGCCCAUGAAAUCCUACUUGUGUGCAGGACUCAGGCUGGGACUCCAGUGAGUGCUGGGGAGAGAACAGGGGCUUCUGGGGCCUCCCUGACCCCGUGGGCCACCCCUAGGUAACUUCUACCUCAUGAAGCAACCUGACCAUGCUGUCAUGGGCUCUGUCACCAGCCUGUCUCUGUCAUGGAGCUUCUCCUACAGGGAAAGGUCCAUAGAGAAGGGUCACCCUGCUCAGUUAGGGUCAGGAAGGUGGUGGGCGGGUCCCCAUUCGAGAGGCCCUUGGCGGAUGGCUGGGCUGGAGAACCCAUCCUGGGAAAAGAAGGAGGGACUGGGGCAGUUCAGUAUGGGGCACAAAGCCUUCGGGGACCGAGUCUGUGUCCACAAUUCCCCUGGGCCUGUCGCUGGGCAAGGGGUGCAGCAUGGGAGGCACCACAGAGUCCCACGGGUACCACGCACUGCCCAGGUAUGCACCACCUGUUGGGCAUUCUCCUCAGGUGGCUGUGAGGAUGGAGUGUCUAUAUUCCCUGAUAGAAGCACAGUAGAAUCAUUUUUACUUUCA